This is a messenger RNA of Phalaenopsis equestris, 1713 nucleotides long. Its product is annotated as acyl transferase 5-like. The record is from RefSeq and is a predicted model, not a curated record. NCBI's taxonomy places the organism in Eukaryota, Viridiplantae, Streptophyta, Magnoliopsida, Asparagales, Orchidaceae.
AACAAUAAAAGUCCCCCAAUACAUCCCCAUUGGCCACUCAAACUUCUUCUCUCCCUAUCAUAUACCUCGCUCAUCUCCCUUACUGCUCAACCAAGCAACUGGAACAAUGGUGUUCUCCGUUGCCAGGAAAUCUAGCGGGUUCGUCACUCCUGCAGAGCCGACACCGACUGAGAUCCUUCCUCUGUCUGCCAUAGAUCGCAUCGAGGGUCUUCGCUACUUUGUGCGAUCAGUUCAUGUGUUCAAGAGCGGGGUGAGGGCGGCAGAAACCAUCAAGCAGGCUAUGUCAAAGGCCCUCGUAACUUAUUACCCGUUGGCUGGCCGGUUCAUCAAUGAUCCUAACGAUGGUGAAGUGAAGUUAGCGUGUGGAGGUGAGGGCGUGUUGUUUGUUGAAGCUGCCGCUAACUAUAGUCUUGAGGAUGUGAAAUUUCUCGACCAUCCGCUGAUGAUCCCGCAGGAUGACAUAUUCCCGGAGCUCUCCCAAGAUAUUAUUGAGGCAGUCGACAUUCCGAUCAUGAUGCAGGGUGGCUUCGCCAUCGGCCUCUUCGUAGUCCACACAAUUGGCGACGGCCUCGGGUUUGCUCAGUUCCUACACGCAAUUGGAGAGACGGCCCGCGGGCUCCCAAAACCCAGCCUUAACCCCAUCUGGGCCCGGGACCUCCUCCCCAAACCGCCCAAGCUCCAGCAAUCAGGCCCUCCUCCUGUCAUCCACAACCUCAGGCACGCCAUUGGAGAGAUGGCCCGCGGGCUCCCAAAACUCAGCCUUAACCCCAUCUGGGCCCGGGAUCUCCUCCCCAAACCGCCCAAGCUCCAGCAAUCAGGCCCUCCUCCUGUCAUCCACAACCUCAAGCUUGAAUCCACAACCAUAGAUUUCUCAGCCGACAGCAUCCAAAAGCUCAAAACAGACUUCUUUCAUUCCACAGGGAAACACUGCUCCGCCUUCGACGCCUCUGUUGCCAUGAUAUGGCAGUCUCGAGCCCGCUCUAUCGGGUUCGAGCCCGAUGAGUUGGUUCACAUUUGCUUCUUCGCCAACAUUCGCCAACUUCUCACUAAUAUUCUUCCCCAAGAGGGAGGGUACUACGGCAAUUGCUUCUACCCCGUAACGGUCACCUCCACUACCGGAAGAGUGGCGGAGUCGAACCUUGUGGACGUGAUGAAAAUCAUAAGGGAUGCGAAGAGCGGCCUGCCAAAAGAGUUCGCUAAAUGGGUCAUUGGGGACUAUAAGGACGAUCCGUUUCAGCUGUCCUUCACUUACAAUUCUUUGUUCGUGUCGGACUGGACAAGGUUAGGGUUUAGGGAGGUGGAUUAUGGGUGGGGCAAACCGGUGAAUGUCAUACCAUUUGCUUACGAUGAUUUCAUGGCGAUGGCCGUCAUUGGGACUCUACCGGUGCCGAAGCAGGGGGCAAGGAUCAUGACACAGUGUGUUGAAAAAGAGCACUUCGAGAAAUUUCAGCAUGAGAUGGGGAAAUUUAUUUGAAAGAGUUAAUGGUGCUAAUAGAUUGAAGUGAAAGUCAGAAUUACGGUGCUGGUUUCAAAUGAACGAUUAGGACUUGUACUACCAUGAUUUUUUCUUUUUUCAUUUGUAUUUCUAUUUGCGAAGGCUUACUCAUUGCCCAAGUAUUGCUUGAUGUGUGGGAACAAGAUGUACUGAAGUAAACAAAACGCUAUGUUGAAGGCCAAUUCAGUUACCUUAGAUGGUGUGCAACGGAAGAAAAA